UAGUGACGCCCAACAUUUGUACUUGUAGGCUUACAACUUUGUUCAACAAGUUUAUAGUUGUAAAUCUAGAGUUAAGUUUAGAGUUUCGAUUUUUACCAUGGAGCAAAUCUUCGUAGCAAAGACUAGAAUAUGUCUCUGUUUAUUGUUUUUGUAUUCCUUACUAGUAGACUUGUUACUUAUCAUGGCAGAUGAGAAAGGAACUGGAAAGCCAAACAACUGCACAGAUGUCCUAGAUGCAUAUCUUUCAAUAGAAGGCCAGAAGAUUGACCUAAAUAGUACUCUAUGUUUAGUGACUUUGAAAGAGAACUUUAAGAGUCAAUACUCAGCCUCCUUCUGUAUACCCCGUAUCUACGUAGAGCACACUAUGAGAGCAUACAUCAAUGAAGAGCAAAUAAAUAGCGUGACCAUCAAAUGGUCUCACUAUAUGCAGGUGAGUGUUGUUACAUGGACAUCGAGGCAGACAACUGGACCAAUGCGCUACUCGUCAUGCAGUAUUCUGAGGACAACGGAUGUCUAAGAAGUGGGACAUUGAACUGCAGUCUCACAAGUUGGUGGCGAUCACUUUAAUCCAGCUUUUGGGCGAGCUCAUUCCAUGUUAAAGCUUAGUCCGAAGCUGACACAUGCUUUUGUUUUAUGGCCUAUAAUUUGUGUACUAUGUAAGACACACUGUUUACUCUAGUAUUUAAUGUUAUACCACAAUUAUACUGACAUUUGCACCUAAUGUACUAAACAGAAAAUAAAUUAUUAAAAAAUUC
Messenger RNA from Biomphalaria glabrata, 755 nucleotides. RefSeq lists its product as uncharacterized. The coding region runs from base 98 to 517 and encodes 139 amino acids. NCBI's taxonomy places the organism in Eukaryota, Metazoa, Mollusca, Gastropoda, Planorbidae. The transcript is spliced from 5 exons. The record is from RefSeq and is a predicted model, not a curated record.